This is a messenger RNA of Cucurbitaria berberidis CBS 394.84, 2097 nucleotides long. RefSeq names its product DEAD-domain-containing protein. Gene Ontology annotation, molecular function: RNA helicase activity; nucleic acid binding; ATP binding. The record is from RefSeq and is a predicted model, not a curated record. The transcript is spliced from 2 exons. Lineage: Eukaryota; Fungi; Ascomycota; Dothideomycetes; Pleosporales; Cucurbitariaceae. Gene Ontology annotation, cellular component: nucleolus. The coding region runs from base 46 to 1848 and encodes 600 amino acids.
GCUCCAACCUUCGACAGUCGCGAUUACAGGUUUUAUUUUCCAAAUAUGGCCAUGAAACGAAAACUGAACGAGCACGAUGUUCCUGAGGGACAGUCCCCGCAACCCUCGGAGCGCCGGGCGAGCGACGCCUCGCAAACAGAGCCCGCCAGCCCGCCCAAGGCCAAGCCAAAGGCCUCGAAGGCUACAGCGACCGUGGCCUCCUUCGCAGACUUUGAACUCGAGCCGCGACUGCUGAGAGGCAUAAGGGACCAGAAAUGGAACUCUCCGACGGCUGUUCAAUCACGGGCUAUACCUCUGGCACUCCAAGGCCGCGACAUUCUCGCUCGUAGCGGGACUGGCACAGGAAAGACAGCCGCCUAUCUCCUCCCAAUCCUACAUAAUACGCUACGUCGAAAGGGCAAGACGUCGCUGGUACUCGUACCUACCAAAGAACUCGCACUACAAAUCACAAAGGUCGCCAAAGCGCUUUCAGCGCAUGUAGGGCAGGAGAUCAGGAUACAAAACAUUGCCGGGAAGGAGUCGGAGGUGGUGACCAAGGCGAAGCUGGCAGAAAAUCCUGAUAUUGUUAUUGCAACGCCUGCUCGCGCGAGCGCGAAUAUCAACAAUGGCGCGCUGUCGGUGAGCGAGCUGGCGCACCUGGUCGUCGACGAAGGUGACUUAGUCAUGGGCUACGGCUUCAAGGAGGACCUCGAUCAAAUCGCGCAGAGCAUCCCCAAGGGCGUGCAGAUGUUCCUCAUGUCCGCCACCCUUAACACCGAAGUCGAGUCGCUCGGUAGCCUGCUCUGCACCGACCCCGUUGUACUUAAGCUCGACGAUACCGAUAAGAACGCGCAGAAGGUGAAGCAGUACGUCAUAAAGUGCGCCGAGGAGGAGAAGUUCCUGAUGAUAUACGCCAUGUUCAAGCUGCAGUUGAUCAAGGGCAAGUCGAUUGUCUUCGUUGGCGACACAGACCGCUCGUAUCGCGUCAAGCUGUUCCUCGAGCAGUUCGGCAUCAAGUCUUGCGUACUGAAUUCGGAGCUACCGCUCGCAUCCCGCCUACACAUCGUCGACGAGUUCAACAAGAACAUUUACAACAUUCUGAUCGCCUCGGACGAGACGGAGAUUCUGGGCUCACGGCAGGAGAACGGCGAGUCGCGGAAGAAGAAGGCCAAGAAGGACAAGGAGAGCAAGGUCGAUUCUGGAGUCUCCCGCGGCAUCGACUUCCUCAACGUGUCCUGCGUCCUUAACUUUGACUUCCCCGCGACAUACAAAUCCUACUUUCACCGCAUCGGCAGGACCGCGCGCGCUGGCAAGUCCGGGACCGCCAUCUCCUUCAUCAUACCAAAGGACAAGUACCGAAAGCACAAGCCAACCUCAUUUGCUGGCUGCGAGAACGACGAAGAGAUACUGAAGAAGGUGGAGAAGCACCAGGAGGAGGGGCAGAAACUGGAGAACUACAAUUUCGACAUGAAGCGCCUUGAGCCGUUUAGGUAUCGAUUCGGAGACGCACUGCGGUCUGUGACGCGCAUCGCUAUUCGAGAAGCGCGCAUCAAGGAGAUUCGGUUGGAGCUCUCCAAGUCGCAGAAGCUCUCGCGCUACUUUGAAGAGAACCCCGAAGCCCUCGAGCACCUUCGACACGAUCAGACGCUGAACCACCCCGCACGCAUACAACCACAUCUGAAGCAUGUGCCAGACUAUCUUCUACCGGGUGGCAGGAAGGCGGCAGAUGUUGGCUUUGUGGGCUUAAAUAUGCCAAAGGCAGAUAGGAAGAAGUUCGCGAAGGGGAGAGGAAGGAAGGUUGUCAGAGGGAGGAAUGGCAAGGUGGACCCGUUGAAGACAUUUAAUGCGAGGGGUAAGGGCAAGAAAUAAAUCCAAGGCCCAGCUUAGAUAGGUAGGAGUAGCUAUCAAUGCUGCGACAGGAUACGACCGAAAUAACACCACGUCUCACAAAUGUCUCGGAUCCACCUUUUCUCCUCACUAAACGCAAUUCUCAAUAUCUAACUGUCGAUGUUCAUAUUCAUGUUUCUGUUAGCAAGAUGUACAACUCUUGACGCGGCUGAGUUUGCAGUACACGGGCAGAGGCAGAGCUUCUGCGUCGAGCAUGGCACAUUAGAGAAC